Molecule: messenger RNA, 1489 nt
Organism: Selaginella moellendorffii
Lineage: Eukaryota; Viridiplantae; Streptophyta; Lycopodiopsida; Selaginellales; Selaginellaceae
Product: trihelix transcription factor GT-3a
Exons: 2
Coding region: 173-1204 (343 amino acids)
Source: RefSeq, a predicted model, not a curated record
CACCGUGGGGGCAUAUUCCGUCGGUGCCGUGGCGGCGGCGCGGCGGAAUGUGCCACGCGGCUGCGACGGAAUAUUUGGCCUCCUCCCUCCCCACGGUAAAAUAACUUAGGGCACGAGGAAGCCCGGGCAGAGGAGUGGCGUGAUUGAUUCAAAGCUGGCGUUCCACCAGGCAAUGUCGAGCCUGCUCGGCGAUGGCAUCGUGAUUCCCUUGCAGCAGCCACCGUCCAUCGCUGUGGGCGGCGGCAUUCUCGAUGGAGGCGGCGGCGGUGGUGGUGGAGGAGGAGGAGCUGCGAUGAUGAGGGGCGGGCGGAGGAAGGAGGAGCGGAUCCCACAGUGGGGAUUCCACGAGACGAAGGAAUUCAUUGCAAUUAGGGCCGAGUUUGAGAGGGAGUUCACGCAGACCAAGCGCAACAAGACGCUGUGGGAGCUCAUUGCCGGGCGGAUGAAGGACAAGGGCUUCCGCCGGAGCGCCGAUCAGUGCAAGUGCAAGUGGAAGAACCUCGUCAAUCGCUACAAGGGAAAGGAGAUAUCCGAGCCCGACAAUGGGAGGCAAUGCCCGUUCUACGAGGAGCUCGACGCCAUCUUCAAGGAGCGGUCCAAGAGCAUGCUCAUGCUCGAGUCCGACGGCUUGAGGCCCAAGAAGCGUCUCAAGAAGCUCAAAGGCCUGCUGUCCGACGAGGAAACCGACGACGAAGAUGACGAUGAAGAGAGCGACGACGACAACAGGAACUUGCAGCAGCUCCAGCCAUUCCAGCACCACCAUCAAGAGCAGCAGCAGCAGCAGCAGCAGCAACAACAUCAGCUCCAGCAGCAAAUCCAAGUAGCAGCAGCAAGCCAGUCGCAGCAGCAGCAGCAGCAACAGCAGCGGCCGAGGAAGCGCAAAGUUGACAAGGACAGGCAGCGAGCCACCGCCGAGAAGUCGAGGGCGAGCAGCAUGCAAGAGGUGCUGGAGGAGUUUUUCCAGCAGCAGCAGCGCAACGAGGAGCAGUGGCGGGUGUCGCUGGAGCAGCGGGAGAUGGAGAGGCGAGCCCGCGAGCACGAGUGGCGGGAGUGCAUGGAGAAGCUGGAGCAGGAGCGCGCGCUGCGGGAGCAGGCGUGGUGGGAACGCGAAGAACAGCGGCGACUGCGGGACGAGGUACGGUCCCGGAAGCGAGACGAGCUGGUCGAAGCUGUGCUGAGAAAGGUGAUACGCGACGACUGCUGAUCCCGGACCAAACUUCUCUGUAUUUUUUUCCUCUGCUGAAAGAGCUGUAACUUCUUCGAGCCCCACUUGACGAGACUUCCAUGUCAUAGCUUCGCUUUCUUUCUUCGGGGUCGGAGGGAGCCACGGAUACUUUUUGACUCCGCCCGAAAAGAUAUGCUUCCCUGACAGAUUUUUCCGCGUUGGUGACCUGCGAUGAGUUGUUCCAGCUCAAGCCCGCAUGUAUAGACUUUUGCAAUGUACGAAGAACAGGAGAAAAGAUAGAAAAAAAUACCUUUUCUGCUUUGA